CCGACCCGCUCCUUUUCUCACUUCAUGCCCUCACAAUUUCUUAUCAGUUAACCACGCUACUUCUACUUCCUCCUCUCCAGCCAUGGAAUUCACCUUUGUGUUUUCCGUUUUCGCUUUCUUUGUUUUUGUUUUUUCCCUCUUCCAUUUCCUCUUCAAUUUCUUAUCUCCCAAUCGAGGGAAUUCCCCUCUCCCACCAGGGUUAGUGGGUUUGCCCUACAACGGUGAAACUUUCCAGCUUUACUCUCAAAACGCAAACGUGAUCUUAGCCUCAAAGCAGAAAGCGUAUGGGUCGGUUAUCAAGACCCACAUAUUGGAUUGUCCUUGUGUGAUGCUUUCAAGAUCCACUUAUCCUCCCGGGGCAUACCCUCCCCCUUGUCGAGGAUACCCCCUACCUCCUCAAGGAUACCCCCCACCUCCUCAAGGUUAUCCACCUCACGGGUAUGCACCACCGCAAGGCUACCCACCAUCAGGGUAUCGUCCUGGUGCAUACCCUCCCCCUCGUCGAGGAUACCCCCCACCUCCUCAAGGAUACCCCCCACCUCCUCAAGGUUAUCCACCUCACGGGUAUGCACCACCGCGAGGCUACCCAGCAGGGGGUUAUCGUCCUGGCGCAUACCCACCUGCUGGUUUCCAGGGCGCAACACAAUCAGGGCAUGGUGGUGUUGAAGCGAUGAAUGCUGGGGGUGCUGGUACCACUGAAGCUGCUUAUGGGCCUCAUCAUUUCGCGCAUGGUGGUUUGCACUACAUGGGAAGUUCAAGUUCAAGCAUGGUGGGAAGUUCAGGCAUGGUGGGAAGUUCAGGCAUGGUGGGACGCUCAAGCACGGAAAAUUUAAGCGCGGAAAGCAUGGAAUGUUUGGUGGGAAGUUCAAGUUCAAGCAUGGUGGGAAGCUCAAGCACGGAAAAUUUAAGCGCGGACAGCAUGGAAUGUUUGGAGGGAUAUUCAAGUGGUGGAAAUGAUAGGCUUUCUGAUUCGUGAAGUUUUAAGAAUCUCAGAUUGUGGUUUCGAUGAAUAAUUAUCUCAUAUUCUGGUUUCUGUUAGAAAAUAAGAAAUAGCAUAAGAAGAAAAGGUGUGACCUCCAAAGCAGUCAAUACCGUAUUGGUAUGCGUAUCGAUUUUGCUAUUGUAACGGUACGUACUGGAUACCGAAAUUUUUCGUGUACCAUUUCGGAUUUAUCGCUAUAAAUAUAUAUUUUUAUA
Messenger RNA from Rubroshorea leprosula, 1197 nucleotides. NCBI's taxonomy places the organism in Eukaryota, Viridiplantae, Streptophyta, Magnoliopsida, Malvales, Dipterocarpaceae. The record is from the annotation of a GenBank genome assembly.